Molecule: messenger RNA, 2580 nt
Organism: Aureobasidium vineae
Lineage: Eukaryota; Fungi; Ascomycota; Dothideomycetes; Dothideales; Saccotheciaceae
Source: the annotation of a GenBank genome assembly
AAUAACAAUCUCGCCAGAGAAGAAUUUCCAGAGGCAUCUGAGGCACCUGAUGCACCGUCGAGCUCUACUAAUGACAGGAAGAGAAGGAAACGGGAAGAUACGAGCUUUCAAUGCCCUCAAUGCCACCGAAUUUUUGGUCGCAUCGAGCAUCUAAGACGCCAUGCCAAUAGCCACGGUGAAACUCGAUCUUUCAAGUGUGCGGCAUGUAACAAAGGGUUCAAUCGACUGUAUGUCACUUUCUCUACGAGGCACGAAUUAAUACAUCANAAAGACCCUGGAGUCUCCAAGCUCAAAGGAGCAAGAGCUUGCAAAGAGUGUGCGAAUAGCAAGGUUCGCUGCAAUGGCACCAUGCCCUGCGAGAGGUGCAGCAUGAAAAACGUUGAUUGUGUUUAUCCAAGUGCCGUGAGUCCUGCCCAAGCCCUGGACUCUCCAUCAUCUGCUGUAUCAGACUAUGCCUCGACGCCUGGAACAUCUGAAAACGUUCAAUCCUCGGUACUCGAGUCUGUGGCAUUUCCUCGGCAACUGGAGCAGUCGUUACCAUAUAUCGGCCAUGAUGUGCCGUUUCCGGAACAACACAUCACCAACCUUACAGAGCCAUGGGGCUACAGUUCAAGUUCACAUCAAGGGAUAGCAUCUCAGCCUCCACUCCCCAUCCCAGGAUCGCUCCCAACAUAUGCUCAAGGUCUACUGUCACAUGAUAGUCACGCGCAACAAGCGGCUUUAUCUCCAUUUGAAGGAUCAUAUGCUGGCACCGAAGCCUCAUUCGAGAUACCAUACAGCUCCCCAUUUCCUAGAGAUCGUCAUGCAAGUCUGGAUCAAUUGUCUAGAAGACCUCGGCUAACGCCCAAUCUGAGGUCUAAGACUGCCAUCCUGGACUCUGGCGGUCUCGGUUCGCGGUUCACGUUUGUCAGCCACCAAGAGGAGCCAACCUUCGAUAGGCCAGAUGUCCGUGGAUCAUUUCAUAGAUCAUUUACUCCAGCGACCAGCUACUUGAGUCGCAGGCGUCGACUCAAUUUCCCGUUAUCUGGUGAUGUCCUACCAACCUUCCAGGACGAUAGCUAUACAAGCUUCAACAUGUUGUCUGGACAAACAUAUUCCAGUAUUCACAGAUCCUUUAUGGCUGUCUGUACAGGUCUGACGGCUUAUCAACCACCAUACGGAUCGAGUUGUUUUCCUUCAAGAAACACUUUAAACGCCCUUGUCAAGCUAUAUCUGGAUCGAUUUCAUCCUGUGAUGCCUAUACUUCAUCACCCGACAUUGGACCUCGACGGAAGUCAUUGGAUCCUUAGCUUGGCUGUUGUGACUAUUGGAAGUCACAUGUCGGAUUUUGAACAGUCUGAAGAAUAUGCUUUGUGUUUCGACGAGUUUUUGCGUCGAGCAAUCUCAGCUUUGGCAAAAUUACUGGCCUGCAUCAAUCAGAUAUAUAGCGGAGAGGAAAGCUGGCAAGAAUCUGCUUAUAACGAGUUUCUGACGGAUCUGGUUUCGUUCUGUCAGCUUGAAUGGAAGAUGUCAGAGAAAGGGUUCACAACAUUUGCUCCCGAGGGCCAAGAAGCCGAGUUCUGGCAGCGAUGGGUCCAGCUCGAGUCUUGUCGACGUACUGGAUAUGCGAUAUGGGUGCAACCAAGACUUACACUGGAAGAUGGAAGAAUGCCUCUUCCAUGCCAAGAGGUACUCUGGGAAGCGAAGACGGCCCUGCAAUGGCACCACAUCUUCCAGUUCUCGCCUUCGAAUCUGACACUCUUGUCAUCCUUGCAAUCCUUACAAAACGAGAAGGCUUUACAAAACGCAAUGGGUGAGUUCAGUCGUAUAAUCCUGCUUCAUGGUUUCUACCAUCAAUGUUGGGAGAUGGAAAAGGCCGAGGUACAAUCUCAACCACGACCCCACCAGACAUCCAUGUACGCGCUCUGGAGGGACUCGGUCUCAGAAUCACUUGAAGUGCUCGAGUGGAGUGCCAACAAUGUCGUUAACGCCGCGUCUGGCAUGGAGCAUCCCACUUUACUACACCUCCAUCUUGCGAGGAUCGUGCUGUUUGCACCGUUCCAAAGCAUCUGUGAUCUGGCAUAUGGAAUGACGAAAGAAGACAGCAGCAUCAGCUCAGCACAAAUGACAAAUCUACGCACGGCAAUACGCAAAUGGGUCGUCGAGGACGCAAGCAGAGCUCGACUGGCAGCAUUGCACGCAGGAGCAUUGUUGCGACAUUUACACGCCUUCCACACCAACAGCUUCUAUGAGCCGUCUGCGGUUUUACUCGCCACAUUGACUCUCUGGGCAUUUGGGUCUUUUGCAACAAUAGCAACCAACGCUGGACCAACGACACAACGACGAUAUUCAGACACACAGAUACACCCCAUCAGCAUCGCCAUAGAUCAGCCGCUUGACCCUGAGCUGGCGCGAUCAUUCGUCAACAACGGUAGAGAUAUGGUACCGAUGCUUCGAGGCGUGGGGAGCAUUCGCGGUGCCGGGGCUCCUGAAUGUGUUCUGUUGGAAGGGUCGAAGCUGGUAUCAGAGAUAGGUAGAUGGGGCAGCGGACGCAGAGUCACGCGGAUCUUGAACAACCUCUCAUUAUGUCGCAGAAUAUAG